This is a messenger RNA of Carassius auratus (goldfish), 864 nucleotides long. Its product is annotated as E3 ubiquitin-protein ligase CHFR-like. The transcript has 4 exons. Gene Ontology annotation, cellular component: nucleus. The coding region runs from base 73 to 426 and encodes 117 amino acids. The record is from RefSeq and is a predicted model, not a curated record. Gene Ontology annotation, molecular function: protein binding; ubiquitin-protein transferase activity. Gene Ontology annotation, biological process: protein ubiquitination; ubiquitin-dependent protein catabolic process; mitotic cell cycle checkpoint signaling. Lineage: Eukaryota; Metazoa; Chordata; Actinopteri; Cypriniformes; Cyprinidae.
AAUAAACUGGUCUCAGGGAAACAUUGCAAAAUCACUCGAGAUGAGAACUCAGGACAGGUGUGGCUGCAGGACAUGAGCACCAAUGGAACAGUGAUCAACAUUUCCAAAGUGGUGAAGAAACAGACACACUUACUGCAGAAUGGUGAUGUCAUUCACUUUGUGUACAGGAAGCAUGAGCCAGAGGAAAACAUUGCUUAUGUUUAUCAGGCCAUCGGGCCACAGGAAAGUGCCUCGCAGGACACCGAAGUUUCUGAAAGUUAUGGUGCGUUCACACCAGACGCGAAUGAAGCGUUAAACGUGAGUGAUUUACAUUUUAAGUCCAUGCAAAGACACGAUAGAAAUGUUUCUUCUGAUGGAAGGGAGUCUGGGUGCCCUCUGCCAGAACCUGCUUCUGCUGCUGUACCCACAGGUGUGUACAGCCAAUAAUGACCAUGUUCACACGCAUAUGACAUUUACAGUAAGCACUCGUGAAUAAGCCAUGUGAAUAAGUUUAAUCCUUUUUUCUUUUAUCGUUUCAUUGCACAAAAUGUGUUCUCCUUUGAUACAGUGCAACCAAGAAGAAGAGCACAGAAAAGGCCUAUGGAGCGGUCAUCGGAGGUGAAGGGUCAGCUCCUAGAAGUUCCCCAGACCCGUCCUGUAGCUCCAGCGCCGCCUCCACGCUCCGAGGAUGAGCUCUUCCUCUUGAGUCUGGCCCCUUCCCUGCAGAGUUUGCCACCUCAGACAAAAGAAUUCGUCAAAUUUCAAAUACACAAAUUAAUCUAUGAAAGCAGCUCAGCUCUGCUUAAUUUGGAACAAUUGGAGCUUAAACAGUAGUUUUAAAAAAGAGGCAGCAAUCUCUGCAGGGAAUGAACCAGACUUUCUCUC